Haemonchus placei is the source of this 1551-nucleotide messenger RNA. Lineage: Eukaryota; Metazoa; Nematoda; Chromadorea; Rhabditida; Trichostrongylidae. The record is from the annotation of a GenBank genome assembly.
AUGAAUCGUGGACGUACUACUACCAGAUCAACGAGUGAUGGCUUGUCCACCUUUUACAGAGAGCGGUUUGGAAGUCAUUCACCGGAGGAAUACAUGAAUUUGCGUAUAUCGGGCUUUGACGACAAGCUAGAUCGGGAAGAAAUCAAAGACAUUCUUGCUAAUGAGUUCCGGAAAUUUGCACCAUUUGAGAUCAAAGUUGUUCGAAAUCCUGGAGAUGAGGAGAGAUUGGCAUACGUUAAUUUUGAACGGCGAGACUGUGCCAGGAAAGUUAGGUACACUAUAAUGGAUCGUUUAAGAAAAGUUCUUGGUCGACGUGUUCUUUGCGAUCCUGCAGGGAUUCUCCGCGAUCAGGAAGGAAAAUAUAUUCCUGAUCGCUUCAAUCGCGCUCUUCAGGGUGAUCGAGGUGGGCGCCGUUCACCCGACCGAAGAUCGCGUCCCAAAGAGCCACCUCAGUGGAGGCUGAAGGAGGACGACUCGGCUGCCACGAGAACUCUCUUUGUUGGAAAUAUGCCAUCUGAUAUUAGGGAAUCCGAGAUCCGCAAAGUUUUCGAAAGGUAUGGGAAAAUCGAAGAUAUUGAUAUCAAAACUCCAGCAAACACCGAUGCGGCGUACGCUUUUGUUAUGUUUCAGAAUCUAGAGCAAGCAAUGGAAGCGAAGCACGGUGAACACGACCGUUCCAUUAGACCAGGCUCGGUGCGAUGUAAAAUAGGUUAUGGGAAAAGUCAGACUUCGCGUCGUCUUUGGGUUGGUGGCCUAGGCUCGUGGACUAGUGCGGAUGCUCUCGCAAAGGAAUUUGAUCGUUAUGGUCCAAUUGAAAAACUUGAAUACGAGAAUGGAGCUGAAUUUGCAUACAUUCGAUUCGCGGAUACGAAUGCGGCUACCGAUGCAUGUAGAGCAAUGAAGAACUUCCCACUUGGUGGCAGAGACAGAUGCAUUUUGGUGGAUUAUGCGAAAGACGACACCGCGAAGGAGUCGAACGGCGGAAGUGGACGGAAAAGGCGAGCGACAAAAUCCCCAAUGGGUGGGCCUCGAACGCCGCCAGGGUCACCGAAGCCCAUAGUGAAAACUUUCGAAGAGCUUGAUGAGGAAUACGCGACAACUUGGCAAGGACAGGUGUUGCUUAAGAAGACAGAAUAUAGCAUCAGACUGUACAGGAUAGGCGGGACGGAGCGAUUAAUUCAGAAGUUGUUGCGCGAUGACGAUGGUAAUGCUGUCAAGUUGCAUAUCACUCAGAGAUUGGCUUUGUCCGGUCAGGAAGGACUACUUGAGAGGUUAACGAAUUCCUCUAGUAAACAGCUGAGUUUGAUGAUAGCUGUUGGAAAACAACUGGAUGAUGUCAGACCUUUGGUGCGAUAUCUUACAGACAAGGACGCUGCUGGUGUUGUCACUGUUACUGGUGGGCUGUUGUACAUAUUUCCUCACAGCGACAUGGCUACCAAACUAAUUGCUCAUUUUGCACCAACUGUGCGUCUGAUGUCUGAAGGCUGCCCAUUCCUAUUCUUUGUGCUUGGGCUCAAAACUUCCUCAGCUGCUACGUCGCCUGAUCGUUGA